AGCCCAUGCAUUGGACCUCGGACUUCACAGUAACCCCUGCAACCUCUCCUAUGUAUAUAGACUGCCAAAGCCUUGAUACCCCAUCCAAAAAAAAAAAGUUUCAAAUUGGCUCUAGCUAGCUUCAUCUUCUCUUCUUAAAAAUAAAACCAUCUCAAAGAAAGAUGUUGAAGCCUUUGCUGCUAGCUUCAAACCAAGCCCCCUCACUCUUCUUCUCAUUUAGGUCCUCAAGCCAUGGCAGCUCGUCGACCACGACCCGCACAGUGUCGGUUCGGCAACGAAAGGCUUCGACGUGUGGUCGGAUUUGCUGUCGAAUGGAGGAGGCUCAGGCUGUGGUAACUGCAGCGAAGAGCACGGUCCCAGUGAAGGCAAUCGUCACUGUGAAUCUCACAAUUGGGGGAACCUUUGCACACCUCAGUCUGAACUGUAGGCUCGAUGAUAUCACUGAUUUACUUGGAAAAAGUCUCUUUCUCGAGCUCGUAAGCUCCGAGCUCGAUCCAAAAACAGGAUUGGAAAAGGACGCCGUAGGGGACUAUGCUCAUAGGGCAGCGCAAGGCAAAGGUGAAGUCAAGUAUGAGGGUAACUUCAUGGUCCCCAUUGAUUUUGGUGAUAUUGGUGCGGUUUUGGUGACCAACGAGCAUCACAAGGAGAUGCAUGUUAAAGACAUUGUUUUAAUGAUCGGUGAUGCCACUGCCCUCACCAUAAAUUGUCAAUCUUGGGUACACUCCAAGUUUGAUAAUCCUGAAAAAAGAAUAUUCUUCACCAAUAAGUCCUAUUUGCCUUCUCGGACACCAAGUGGUCUGCAGAGGCUGAGGAAGAAAGAGCAGGAGAACUUGCGGGGAGAUGGAACAGGGGAGCGCAAGGCCUUCGAGAGGAUCUACGACUACGACACAUAUAACGACCUUGGCAAACCGGACAAGAGCGAGGACUUGAGAAGGCCGGUCGUUGGAGGUAGCAAAGAAUUUCCAUACCCCAGACGCUGCAGGACCGGGCGCCCUAGAAGCGAGAAAGACCCUCUAUCAGAAACAAGGAGAAGCGGUGUAUACAUCCCUAGGGAUGAGGCCUUCUCAGAGGUGAAGCAGCUGACAUUCUCAGCCAAGACCCUGCGAUCGGUGCUCCAUGCUCUCAUACCUUCAAUCGGGACGGCGAUCGUUGACACAAAGCUUGGCUUCCCUUACUUCGCUGCCAUAGACUCUCUGUUCAGUGAGGGCAUGAAGCUGCCAAAGCAGGAGGGGCUCAACUUCUUCAGCACCGUCAUACCGAGGCUGGUCAAGGCCAUUGCGGAGGGCACCGAAGAUGUCUUGCUCUUUGAAACCCCAGAAAUGAUCAUCAGGGACAAAUUCUCAUGGUUCAGAGAUGAAGAGUUCUCUCGGCAAACUUUGGCAGGCGUCAACCCCUUAAGUAUUCAACUGGUUACGGAACUUCCAAUAGUUAGUAAACUCGAUCCUGAUGUUUAUGGUCCGCCGGAGUCAGCUAUCACGGAAGAACUGAUUGAACGGGAAAUAAAAGGAGUAAUGACAGUGCUAGAGGCACUCCAACAAAAGAGAUUAUUCAUGUUAGACUACCACGAUGUGCUACUACCUUUUGUACACAAGGUUCGAGAGCUAGGGGGCACGACAUUGUAUGGAUCCCGAACACUCUUCUUCCUAACAAUGGAUGAUACACUGAGGCCGAUCGCCAUUGAGCUUACCCGCCCAGCUUCCCCUAUUAAGCCCCAGUGGAAGCAAGUCUUUACUCACUGUUGGGAUGCCACUGGAUCCUGGCUAUGGAAGCUUGCAAAAGCACAUGUAUGUGCCCAUGAGUCGGGCUAUCACCAGCUUGUCAGCCAUUGGUUACGAACUCACAGCUGCACUGAGCCAUACAUAAUAGCAGCAAACAGACAACUCGGUGCAAUGCACCCAAUAUACCGGUUGCUGCACCCCCAUUUCCGAUACACUAUGGAGAUCAAUGCCCUCGCGCGCGAGUACCUUAUAAACGCAGGAGGUACCAUUGAGACUUCCUUUUCUCCACGCAAAUACUCUAUGGAGCUCAGCUCGGUCGCCUAUGACAAGCUAUGGCGGUUCGAUAUGGAGGCCUUGCCUGCUGACUUGAUCCGAAGGGGAAUGGCAGUCGAAGAUCCAACAGCAGAGUUUGGCCUGCGGCUCACGAUAAAUGACUAUCCGUUUGCUAAUGAUGGCCUUCUGAUAUGGUCAGCUAUCAAGCAGUGGGUUACAGACUACGUAAAGCACUACUACCCAGACACAGAGCAUGUAGUGGAGGAUUAUGAGCUCCAAGAAUGGUGGACCGAGGUUCGAACCAAAGGCCAUGCCGACAAGAAGGACGAGCCAUGGUGGCCAGUAUUGAACACUCCAGAGGACUUGAUCCACGUCCUGACUACCAUCAUAUGGGUGGCCUCCGGCCACCAUGCUGCGGUCAACUUCGGGCAGUACCAUUAUGCUGGCUAUUUCCCCAACCGCCCAACCAUUGCCCGCAAGAACAUGCCGGUGGAGGACCCGGACUCGGAGGACUUCGCCAAGUUCUGGGAGAAUCCCGAGUUCAGCCUUCUGCAGUGCUUCCCCUCGCAAAUUCAAGCCACAGCAGUGAUGGCGGUGCUCGAUAUACUGUCCAGCCAUGCACCGGAUGAGGAGUACUUGGGUGGAGAGCCGGAGCCAGCUUGGGUGGAGGAGCCGGUGAUCAAGGCCGCAUUCGAGAGGUUUCAUGGAAGGAUGAAGGAAAUCGAAGGGAUCAUCGAUGAAAGAAAUGCCAAUCCCAAGUUUAAGAAUAGAUGUAGUGUCGGCACUGUUCCAUAUGAGCUCUUGAAGCCCUUCUCCAAACCUGGGGUCACCGGAAUGGGCAUUCCAAACAGUAUUUCCAUUUGAGAUAAACUGAAAGGAACUUUCUUUACUUUCAUUAAUUAACUUUUGUUUAAAUA
Molecule: messenger RNA, 2908 nt
Organism: Elaeis guineensis (African oil palm)
Lineage: Eukaryota; Viridiplantae; Streptophyta; Magnoliopsida; Arecales; Arecaceae
Product: linoleate 13S-lipoxygenase 2-1, chloroplastic
Biological process (GO): lipid oxidation
Molecular function (GO): metal ion binding; protein binding; oxidoreductase activity, acting on single donors with incorporation of molecular oxygen, incorporation of two atoms of oxygen
Source: RefSeq, a predicted model, not a curated record